Oldenlandia corymbosa var. corymbosa is the source of this 1677-nucleotide messenger RNA. The record is from the annotation of a GenBank genome assembly. Lineage: Eukaryota; Viridiplantae; Streptophyta; Magnoliopsida; Gentianales; Rubiaceae.
GCUGGGGACAAAGUCACAUUAGUGAUAUCUUUACUACGAGGAAAAGUGAAAAAAAAAGAAAAGGAUAAAGCAAAAGGUAUAAUAAGAAACUGUAAAAACAAAGAGAUUCCACUACUUAAUAACCUCUAAAGUCUAAAUAACACCAUUUUAAUUUCAAUCCGCAAAAACUCAUCCUAAACAUCCUUUCAAUUAUCAAUCAAUCAAUCAUGAAAAGAUCCAAUUGGAACCACAACUUGAUCAUUUCUCUACUUACCUUGUCAUCAUUCAUUUUAGGCUUCACAAAUGCUCAAUCAAAGCUCUGCAGAACAUCCUGUGGAGACAUCCCAAUCAAAUACCCAUUCGGCAUCGAUGAUGGCUGCGGAAGCCCAUAUUACAGACACCUCUUCAUCUGUUCAUCAGAUUCAGGACAAAACCAAAAACAACAACAAUUGGAGCUCAGAACACCUUCAGGAAGAUAUCCCAUAAAAAACAUAACCUAUUCAGAUCCUCACAUCCUUGUUUCCGACCCCUUCAUGUGGAAUUGCCAAGACGGCAUCAAUUUCCGUCCAGCCAGACCAUUCAGCUUAGACGCCAGCACCCAUUUCAAGCUCUCAGCUCAAAACGACUACCUGUUUUUCAACUGCAGCCCGGAUGAAGUGAUCAUGGAGCCCAAGCCCAUGUUCUGCGAGCGUUUCCCUGAGCAAUGUGAUUCCACCUGCGACAGCUCCAGUUACCUGUGCCGGCAUAUGCCGGAAUGCGCGUCGGCGUUGAGGGGAAGUUCCUGUUGUUCUUACUAUCCUAAAUCGACGGAGUCGUUGAGGCUGAUGUUAAGGCAUUGCGCUAGUUAUGCUAGUGUUUAUUGGAGGAACCUCGGUGUGACUCCGCCGUUUGAUCAGGUCCCGGAAUACGGUGUCCGGGUUGAUUUCGAGAUUCCGGUGACGACACGGUGUUUGCAGUGUGAGGAUCCGGUCAAGGGCGGUGGGAUUUGUGGGUUUGAUUCCCAGACACAGAAUUUCUUGUGCCUUUGUCCCAAAGGAAACGUUACUACUUUUUGCCACGGUAUGCUUGCUUACUGCUUUAGUGCUUUUUGCAGAGUUUUUAUAUCAAGAGGAUAUUUUACUUCCUCUAUUCUUAAAAUAAAUAAAUAAAUAAAUAAAAAUAGUCCAAAUUAUACUUCAUGAUUUCUCUACUAACUAUCAUAGCAAACUAAUUGUUUGAUGUAUUUAUCUGCGUUUCAGAUCCUAACAUCUCUCAGCACACGAGAUCCACAGUAGUUGCAGGUACGGCGACGGCAGUUUCAGUGGUGGGAGCAUUUGGGAUUGGAGCAGGCGUUUGGUAUGUGAGGAAAGUGAUGACAAAAGCCCCAGUGACUCACGGAGUUGUAAGCAAUGAGAACAGACUUUUUUGAUUUUGUAAAUUCUUGCUUCCAAUUUUUUCCUUUUAAUUUUUUUUACUAAACAUGAAAUUAUAAAGAUGUUUUACGAAGUGAGUUUUUUUUUUUUUUUGAGAUUAUCAAUGUACUCAAAGAUCGAUAUUCAGCACAUGAAAAUACACUAUACAAGUACUCCGUAAUUCCUCUACAUAUUUUCUAUCAGACAGACAUACAAGUGAAUAACCUAGAUACUUUGUAUAUUUUCUCAGAGUAUCUACUAUGAAAGGUUAUUUAAAUAAUUUUGAACAGUCUAGUACAAAUUUUAC